AACUCUACUGUAGUGGGUCGAGUUUUAAAACUCUCUCAGCUCGAUCUGUGUCAACAGCAUUUAGCGCACGUAUUUCACGUUACACUUACCCGUUUGACCACGAUGAUGUCUGCUCUUGAGGAGUCACCAAAGUGUUAAAUGUUUGAAAUACACGGCCGCCGAAAUCCACAUGUAAAGAGAAGAGAAAGAGAUCCAAUGCAUUUUUGCAAUAGACUUUGCCAAGGAGAGCUCAUAAUCUGGAGUUAGGAGAGCACUGAAAAGUCCUGUGCAGUAUUUGUUUUCCUGCAAAGAGUAAAGCAUUUAAACAUCAUCAAGCUGGCUCACUCUCUUCCGACCCAGCCUGCUUUGACAGCUGCUCUUCACCCGCUCUGGAGGACGGUCAGCAGCAAGAGGAUGGCAUCAGAGCUGGCACUGAGCAGCUCCGACCUGCCCACCAGUCCCCUGGCCAUGGAAUAUGUUAAUGACUUCGAUCUGAUGAAGUUUGAGGUGAAGAAAGAGCCACUGGAGCCCGAUCGCAGCAUCAGCCAGUGCAGCCGCCUAAUCGCCGGGGGCUCCCUGUCUUCCACCCCGAUGAGCACGCCCUGCAGCUCAGUUCCCCCUUCCCCAAGCUUCUCGGCGCCCAGCCCUAGCUCCGGGAGCGAGCAGAAGGCGCACCUGGAGGAUUUCUACUGGAUGACCGGUUAUCAGCAGCAGCUCAACCCCGAGGCGUUGGGCUUCAGUCCCGAGGACGCGGUUGAAGCGCUGAUUAACAGCACACAUCAGCUCCAGAGCUUCGACGGCUAUGCAAGAGGGCAGCAGUUUAGUAGCGCAGCCGGACCGGGAGGCGCCAUGGCCGGGGAGGAAAUGGGAUCCGCAGCUGCGGUGGUGUCUGCAGUCAUUGCCGCCGCUGCAGCGCAGAACGGGGCACCUCACCACCAGCACCAUCAUCAUCACCACAGCCACCACCAGCAGCACCAAACUCCCGGGGUCCCGUCCAGCAACAACUCCUCUGCCAUCCACCACCAGCACAGCCACCUGGACGAUCGCUUCUCGGACGAGCAACUCGUUACCAUGUCCGUGCGUGAGCUCAACCGGCAGCUGCGCGGCGUCAGCAAAGAGGAGGUGAUCCGACUCAAACAGAAGAGGAGAACCCUUAAAAACAGAGGCUAUGCCCAGUCGUGUCGCUACAAGAGGGUCCAACAGAGGCACGUACUGGAGGGUGAGAAGACCCAACUCAUGCAGCAGGUGGACCACCUCAAACAAGAGAUCUCCAGACUGGUGCGUGAAAGAGACGCGUACAAAGAGAAGUACGAGAAGCUGGUGAGCAGCGGCUUCCGAGAAAACUCGUCGAGCAGCGACAACAACCCCUCAUCCCCGGAGUUUUUCAUGUGAGUCCCCUAAAAAAAAAAAGCCUAAAAAAGAAAUAAAUAAAGUUUUUUAAAGUUUUUUUUUAUUUUUAUUUUUAUUUUUUUAUCUCUCAUUGUUUUGGGGGUUGUAAGAUCAAGGCUGACAACUUUUUUAUCGCUUUUAUAAAGAACUGAAUCAGUUCUUGAGUUUUGGGGGCUUGUGCAACCAAACUUUUUUUUUUUUUUUCAUAUGCAUUUAUAUUAUUCUUUAAAUUAGUUAAUAUUUUGAUGUGUAUGCAUUUACACUCAUAAUAUUGACCUUCAUUCACCUAUACAUUUUUUUUUUUUUUUUUUUUGCCAAAUAAGAAAGUUUGCUAUUUUUAUUUUUUAUAUAUUUUUUUUUUUUUUGCUUUUUUGCCAAAGUCAGAGGAUUUUCCCCCAUUAUCAUCUCAUGCCUUCUGCUUGCUGUUUUGUGACUUUACAUGAGAGACAUUAUUGCUAUAUAAAGAGACAUGUCAUUGAAGUGCCUGCAUGCUGGACAUGUAUGGUCUUUUUGUUCUUUCUUUAUUCCCCUCCGUUUGUUAUGCGCUUGAAAAUGAACUUCUACUUGGAAAAGAACUUCUGCUCAGCAUGGCAUUCAUACAUUUCUUUCAUUUCCCGAUCACUUUUUUGGAAUACGGACUAAAAAAGUGAAAGGAGCAUCAUGUCAUCAUCCUCCCCAUGAAAAAGUUGAUCCAUGCAGUUUCCAUACAUUUAAUUCUCUGUUGAGAGCCAACUGGAAGCAGUGUUUCGAGGGAAAGAACAAGGACCUGGUUUCUGAAAGGAAUUCUCCCUCUGGGACUUAAACAAUGUUGUUGCUAAAAGCGGUUUGUGUAUUUAAUGUCAAACAUUUGCAUUUUGAUAAAAAUGGAAUGGAAUGAACUACAUUUUUUAUUUUUUUUUGCAUCAUAUAAAAACAGUUGAAGGUAGCCCAUGCCACAGGUUGACACGAAGAAGGAAGAGUGACUUAGAGUUUAGAUGUUGCCUGUUCAUUUUGUUAGAAAUUUGGGAAGGCUCCAAGUUUGCAUACAGCUGGAUUUUUAUCAUGCGUAACUUGAGCUUUUUUGCAGCAUGUACUUGCAGUGAAAACAGCAGUUUGACAGUUGUAGUUCAUGUUGUAGCCUGCCAUUUACUGUAUUUUAAAACCAAAGUAUUAAAGUAGAAUUUCAAGUCAACAUGGAAAAUCAUGCAUUCAGAAAAGAAAAAAAAAAAGUUUGAUAUAAAGUCUGACCUAUUUGGAAUGAGUUGCACUAAAUGUAGCUUGUAGCAAAUUAUAUAUCACAUAUUGGAAUCUAUCUAGAACGCUAAUUUAAAAGGCACCCGUCAUGGCUUUGCUGAAAACUAAAGGAUAUAAUCUUAUUUAGUUAUAUAUUGUCAAGCAGGACUCGAUUCUUUCUUUCUUUCUUUCUUUCUUUCUUUUUGUUAAUAAAUUCAUUAUUUACAUGGCAAUAAUGUAGUAAUCAAUAUUAAAAUGUCUGGACAUUGUUUUAUGGUCAGGGAUUGAUACCCUGCUUGUAUAAAAUCAGGAUAUAGCGUUCAUCAAUAAAUUCUUAAAACUAUGUUAAUUAUUAUUUUUUUCAUAUAUAUUUUGCUGUGCAAAAUUAUUUUACCCACUAACCAUAUGUGAUGUUCAUAUAUGCUUAUUUUCAUUUCAUACAAUUAUAUGAUAUGCAAUAAAAAUGCAAUUUGGGCCACUUAAA
This is a messenger RNA of Ctenopharyngodon idella (grass carp), 3064 nucleotides long. RefSeq names its product v-maf avian musculoaponeurotic fibrosarcoma oncogene homolog a (paralog a) (gene mafa). Gene Ontology annotation, biological process: regulation of transcription by RNA polymerase II. NCBI's taxonomy places the organism in Eukaryota, Metazoa, Chordata, Actinopteri, Cypriniformes, Xenocyprididae. The record is from RefSeq and is a predicted model, not a curated record. Gene Ontology annotation, molecular function: DNA-binding transcription factor activity, RNA polymerase II-specific; RNA polymerase II cis-regulatory region sequence-specific DNA binding. The transcript has a single exon. Bases 394 to 1371 code for a protein of 325 amino acids. Gene Ontology annotation, cellular component: nucleus.